UGAUAGAGACUUUACUAAUAUGAAGAUAAGAGAUAACUACUUCAAUAAAAUGUAUUCCAGUAAGAAAUAGGGUUGUUAUUAGUCAAGUCGGUUAUGAGCUAAUUACUACCAGGGGUUAGUCUUACUGACUAUAAAUAGAAUAAGGCUGGGAGUAGUAGAGAGGAUUAUGAACUUGUAAACUGUACGCUAAGUGAUUGUUGCCUUAGGCCUACGGCCAUUGUUGCCUAAAGAGAAUAAGAGUUGCCUUUACGUUCUUGAUUCCAUUGUGUAUUCUGUUAGAACAAUUCUGCAGUUUCUAACAUUGGUAUCAGAGAGGUUAAUCGUCGUUAAUGGUUUGGACGCGAGGAACAAUGGAAGCGAGAGUAGAAGAGUUAGAAAAGAACCGUCAAGAAACGAAGGAGUUGUUGGCUGCGAUUCUCGCGAGGUUGGACGCGAGAGACAAACAUCGAUCGCGGAGUCGUUCGCACGCUUCGUCUACAUCGCAUCCUUCUUAUCAUCAUCGACGUACGCAGCCGUCGACUAAAUUAGAGGCCACGGAAGAUCGAUCGAUGAACAAUAGACACCAUCCGCUAUCAUCGAAGGAGCCACAGAAGAAAUCGCGAACUUCUUCUCAUCGUUCGCAGUCGCGAACAGAGUCUUCACCAUCGCAGACUCACUCAGCGGCGAUUAAUUCACGAUCAAGAAAGGCGUCAUCUCCUUUCGUUCCUCCAAAUUCGCAAGAAAAUUCUUCCGGAACUAUGGUUGCUACACGAACAGAAGACCCCAAUUGGCAAUCGCUAUCAGAGUCACCAGAGUCGCAGCAUGAGUUGAAAACUCAGAAGAAACCUUCCGUGGAAGAUUCGCAAUCCUAUGGCAACGAGGAACGUAAAGAGAAUUUGUCAGUUAAUUCUGGACCUGUAGCUGGAGCUAUUACUAGCUUUCCCACAUUCAUCAAACCCUCCAGGUAUGAACUCCUUAGCUCAGAAUUGGAAACCAAGAUGAUGUGGUCGAUUGAGCGUGGCUCUCAAAUUGAUAAAUACCUGCAAGUUAAGAUAAACCAAAUUGGGAAGUCAAUCCCUAUAUCUCGAGGUAUUCAUUCACCUGCUACUGGAGACUCAUUGGUUAAACCUCUCAAGACCUCAACUAUAUUUGAUUUAGGGAAGGAGGUGUUUCUUGUAGCUGAUGUGAUUGCAGGGUUGCAUAAGAUUGAUGGUUUCAGAUUUGAUGAUGUUGAUCAAAGUAAAAGGUUUAUAUUGGAGCACUCCCAUGAUCUUGCGAGGAAUGUAAAUAGAUUUCCUAUUGUGCAUACUGGUCUGAUUAAUGUAGUUAAACACCAGAAAUAUCUGGCAGUGACUAAUAAAAAUGGGAAUGGGCUGUUACACUUCAUUAUUGUGGCAAAUGGAGCAAUUCAGGAAAUAACGGUGAAAGAAGGAAGUGAAGCUGCACGCAGAAUGGGGAUCCACAGUAUUAUGACUGAUGUACUUGAUGCUGCAGAAAUUCAAGGGAUGGAAUUGCAGCCAAUUGUUGAAAGUAUGAGAAAAUACCCCAAGAUUGGUCUACUUAACCCAUGUAAAUCAUCAGAAAGAUAUCUAAGAUUGGGAGACAAUUCUGCCAAGACAGAUCCUAGCAUAUCAAUCACUGCACUCCCUGAUGUUGUGGAUAUAAUUGCGGGGGUAUUAAAGAAGACAACUCUUGAGAGCUACCAGCAAGCUCUAGGCGAAGCUGUUGCACCAAAUAUUUUAGAAAAUUUCCAUGGUGAUCCGGUCCAUUUUAUGACAAGGUCGUUUGGAGUGCCAGGACAUCAUUUGGGACAGAAAAACCAGGAUUCUCACUGGACUUAUGAUCCUUUGGCCAUUGUUACUUCCUUUAACGCUGCAGUGGAGUUUUCUGAUUUUCAGCUGAUGGGUGCAUUAUACAACGGAAAUAAAACCAGUCUUAAAAAGAACAGCAGGGUGUGCACAACAAUGGAACAAAUGCUAAUCCGGGUUCAUGAUUGGGGAAUACAGUUGGAUAUUGAGCUAUUCAGUGUGAAGCUUCAAUCUAAAGAUAGGGUGAAGUCAGAAGCAAAUGCUAUGCUCAGGCUGGACAGGAGUAUUUCAUCUAGAGGACGAGAAGUAUGGGAACGUAUGAUACCACCAUCAACUAAGUACUGGGAAGGGAGAGGCACCAGGAGGAAGCUGAAUACCAGACUUGGUUCAUAUCUUCCAACUUGAGGGCAAGUUGGAUUUUCAGGAGGGGAGAUUUGAUAGAGACUUUACUAAUAUGAAGAUAAGAGAUAACUACUUCAAUAAAAUGUAUUCCAGUAAGAAAUAGGGUUGUUAUUAGUCAAGUCGGUUAUGAGCUAAUUACUACCAGGGGUUAGUCUUACUGACUAUAAAUAGAAUAAGGCUGGGAGUAGUAGAGAGGAUUAUGAACUUGUAAACUGUACGCUAAGUGAUUGUUGCCUUAGGCCUACGGCCAUUGUUGCCUAAAGAGAAUAAGAGUUGCCUUUACGUUCUUGAUUCCAUUGUGUAUUCUGUUAGAACAAUUCUGCAGUUUCUAACAAAAAGUGUCUACAAUAGUUCAGAACUGAAUGACAUGCUGAAACAUUUGUCGAGGAGAUAUAGUAACUGACUAAAACAACUUGUUCUGUUAUUAUUUGGUUCCCACUCCUAUUGAUGUCACUCAGCAAUACUAGAAAAUACUUUGUGCAACUCCAUGUUACACAUUUACUUACUAGAAAAAUAACCAAGCACAUGGCCAAAACUUGCAGGUGGAACUCCCUGUUGCACAUGCACUUGAAAAUUAACUGAUCAAAUGACAAAAA
Molecule: messenger RNA, 2785 nt
Organism: Cuscuta epithymum
Lineage: Eukaryota; Viridiplantae; Streptophyta; Magnoliopsida; Solanales; Convolvulaceae
Source: the annotation of a GenBank genome assembly